AUGAAAGGGAGGCGCGGUCGUAAAAGGGCCCGAAGGUCAAGUACUCGGGAAGAUGACGAGCCCUCUGAUGAACCAGUUUACUGUAUUUGUCGAUCUUCUGUGUGUGAUACGUUCAUGAUUGCAUGUGAUGCUUGUGAGGAGUGGUAUCACGGGGAAUGCAUAAACGUAACUCCUAAGCAGGCAGAGUGUAUCCAGAAGUUCUACUGUCAGGCAUGUAGAGACGAAAAACCUGAAUUACAGAUCGAAUUCAAACCAGAUCACUUGAACGGGCGUCACUCUUAUGGGAAUCGGCAUAAGUCUGUAGAUGUUCCUUGUCCCGCCGUGGGUGAUGUGGAUGAUUACACAGACAGAUUUGGCAGCAUUCAGUCGCGCAAGCGAAGUCGCAAACAUUCCCAACCUCUACAGCCCAAAUCGCGUAGAGCGCCUGCCGCAGUACCUGUUCGACUUGGCGAAUCCUCGGAGGAAGAGUUUGAUCUUGACCACUCCCAGUUUGCAUCUCCGUCAUCAAGUUAUUCGCAAUCCCACGCUGCGCCUUAUUCUUCUCGUUCAAAGUAUGGUCGUGUUACGCUACCGCCUUAUGACAACUCAAAUGACGUGGAUUUCCAACAGUCACAACAGCAAUCUCAGCAACAAUGGCGCCGUUCACUUCCUCGGAAUCGAUCCCCUCAGCCAUGUGGAGAAUGCGAUAGCUGUAAAACUAGGGAUAACUGCGGUACCUGCGAGGUUUGUAGGAGUACAAAAUUCAAACAAGGUCGCAGUCGGCAACAAUGCUUACUCAAAGGGAAGAUGUGUCUGGCAAAUGAUCCUGAAUUUCAGCAGCCUUGGCGACGACAGCCAUCUCGAGGCCGAUAUGCUCCACCAUGUGGUGAGUGUGAGAAUUGCAAAACAAAGGGGAAUUGCGGUACUUGCGAAGUAUGUAGAAGUCCAAAGUUCAAGCAAGGGCGGAGUCGUCAGUACUGCUUAUACAGAGCGAAAAUAUGUCUUGGUAAUGAUCUUCAGAGGCAGCCAUCAAAAAUUACCUCCAGUCAAAGCCAUCUAUCUGACCUCGACUACGAGACCCACUUUGACAACUUUGCUCCAUCCACGCGUUUCCCGGCAGGGGCGCGUAAAAGUGUAGCAAUAGUUGGGAGUAAAAUGCGUAGGGGUGAUCAUUUGCCUGGUGGUGGUAUGGGUGGACCUUCAGGCCGCCUUAUCCAUGAGCCUCAGUUUUCCAGACGCGGUCCUCACUCGGAUUUGAACCUUCUAGAUAGCGCCGACUUCGUUGACGCUUACAACAUCUCUCCUUCCCACCGCAGUGAUCGGAAUGGCUCAUCGCGUUUUGUCGGUUCUCACAGUCGUCAAAAUGACAUUGAACCCCGGAUUAUGCGCAAUGUCGGUGGCAUAAUGGAUGCCGACGAUCUUCUAGGGCCUACAGAUGCUCCCCCUACCUACGAUUCCGACGAAGAUGUUGUUCUACCGGAGAUGCGUCCUUGUGCUGGUCCCGCAUGUUCCAAGCCCGCCAUCCGUUCGAGAUACUGCUCGGAGGAAUGUCAAUUGCGCCAUGAAAGCGAUAGCAUUAACAGAAUGCACACAUCAUCCCGCUGUUCCAGUGUGAAAGACCAGAUCAAGACACCAUAUGCUUUGCCCUAUCCGGACCACCUGUACUGUCGACAUCACCGUAUGUACAGUUCUCAAGUCUACAAUGUGGACGCAUCCCUAGGCGCACAACAGAGUGGCUCAUCCAUUUCAGAUAUGUACUCUGAUGUUUAUACCACUUUUGUAAGCAGUAACCAAUCUGCAGUCAUGGAUUAUGUCUACGACCCAAUGACAGGCUCUUCUCAGAUUCAAACUAGCUACAGACGGUUGUCUGCCGCACAGGGCAGUGGUUCUGAUGACUAUUUUGCCUCCUAUCCUCAAGACAACCAUAUUCCCAAAGUUGGUUCUGGUGGCCACUCGCGCAAAUUCCCCACUCUGGAGGAUAUGCGUGGACGCGGUCCGCAAUCUUCUGGUCAUCUGGUCGGGGGUCGGAUGCUGCCACUUGCUAGUCGUCGGCAGGUGCAUUCGUCACUAGGCCCUGCCGGUGGGAGUGGCAGUUCUGGUGGUGGCGAUGUCCUCUCUCCAAUUCCUCUAGAGUCUAUAACCCCGACUGUGCAACCCAUUCGCAUGUAUAAUGGUCACUUGGGUGGUGGACCGCCUGACUAUCGUGUGAAUUCGGGUGAUGGAGAGAGUGCGGCUGCUGCAGAGUUACUUACAGCGGAUGCUAAUGAUUUGAUAGACGUCGACGGUACCUCCUCAUCGGGAGUUGGUGGCAAUGGCAGUAUGAAUGCGGUCGCGUCGGCCAGCGCUCCCCCCUUCAGACAAGGUGACGAGUACUACAUGAUGAAUGAGAACGAAAAUAUUGAAAUAAACUGGCCGACUUCUCCGGGAGCCCUGGUGUGGUACUGCUCUAGUGGCGUUCUCGUCUAUCCCGCCAUUUCUCAUCCCUCUGCAAUUUUGGGAACAUUAAGCUUUCUUGUAAGUACUGUGCGUGACUUCUUCGGUGGCAGCAUCUGA
Echinococcus granulosus is the source of this 2532-nucleotide messenger RNA. RefSeq names its product PHD finger and CXXC domain-containing protein. Gene Ontology annotation, molecular function: DNA binding; zinc ion binding. The record is from RefSeq and is a predicted model, not a curated record. Gene Ontology annotation, cellular component: Set1C/COMPASS complex. Lineage: Eukaryota; Metazoa; Platyhelminthes; Cestoda; Cyclophyllidea; Taeniidae. Gene Ontology annotation, biological process: positive regulation of DNA-templated transcription. The transcript is spliced from 8 exons. The coding region runs from base 1 to 2532 and encodes 843 amino acids.